Messenger RNA from Uranotaenia lowii, 5001 nucleotides. RefSeq lists its product as uncharacterized. The transcript is spliced from 4 exons. Lineage: Eukaryota; Metazoa; Arthropoda; Insecta; Diptera; Culicidae. Gene Ontology annotation, biological process: DNA integration. The coding region runs from base 1 to 5001 and encodes 1666 amino acids. The record is from RefSeq and is a predicted model, not a curated record. Gene Ontology annotation, molecular function: nucleic acid binding.
AUGUGUAACCUCUCGGACUCAGUCGAUAAUUUAGUCGGAUGCGAUAACUGCGAGGCAUGGGCGCAUUAUCAAUGCGCUGGAGUAACCGACUCUAUUUCCGAGAUCGACCGAUCGUGGCAUUGCCCGAAGUGUAGAAGAGGUUCAGCUUUGGUCAACGAAAUACCAAACCCCCGAUCAGAGAGAUCGGCUGGUUCCCGACCAAGCAGACGUUCGGGGAGUCACCUGCGCAUGCUUGAAGAGCAACGGUUGCUUCGGCUGAAAGCCCUCGAAGAAGAAACGGAAAUACAACAAAAAAGAGCUGAAAAGAAACUGGAGAUCGAGGAACAGUAUAUAAGAGAGAAGUACACUUCCUUAUCGGAUACUUCUAGCAUUGGUUCCACUAGACGAAGUAUAAGUAGUAGAUCGAGUGUGCAAAUAGUCGAGAACUGGUUGGCUUGCCCCACCACGGCAUCCACUGGAGGCUUGUUGUCGUCCGUGCCGGUUACUGGACCUUAUGAACAAGCCGCAGUUGAGAAAAGACUCGGUUUCGCCUUGAGACACGAAAACAACAGUCCACUUCAAACCGGUAUCACACCCACUUCCGCUUCCACACCGCAAACUGCUUCUAUAUUUCCAAUGAUUAGCACCAACAGUUUGAUCGCCUCAAUUUCGAGUAUUGCCUCGACGACGAUGAUGAAGUGCGAUUCGGCGAAUUCGGUUGGUCACCUAAAGUUGACGCAGAGUAAUGCUGGGUAUCGAAUAGCUACUUCUGUGUGCCAACCGUCGAAAACGCAAUAUCUAGACGCUACAAGAGUUCCAACUUCUUUGAACGUUUUGAGUCAACAAUUACAAACCGGUUUUGAUGCACAUUUCAUUCCAACAACCAAAUACACUGGAGCCAUACCCAAAACGGUCGCUCAAAUGACUUUCGGCACAAAUGCAGAAAUAGGAAAGAUUCAUCGUCCCAAAUUAACUAUCGCAGAAACUUUCGGUCGUGUCAAGUUUCCUUCCAAUCUACAUCGGCGGUCAGCACCGUGCCGAGUGGAUUUUGAACCAAAAACGAUAGAUCAGUCAAAGGAUGUGAAUUUGAAGGCUGUCGAGUGCGUCACCACACCCUGCUGCAUCCACACAAUUCUGCAGAAAAUGUUUCACAACCUAGCGCUUCAGCGAACACCACGAGAAGAAAAAGAAAUUAAAACGGUCGCAUUUUUAGAUGACGGCUCAUCUUCUUCACUGCUUGAUGCCGAAAUUGCCGAAGCCAUUGGUUUAGAAGGAAUCCAGGACUCGUUUUCCCUAACCUGGACGAGUAACAUAUCCAGAGAGGAGAAAAACUCGAAACGCGUGGCGAUCGAGCUUCGAAGUACCAACGGUGAAAAAGGUUUCAAAUUGGGGAAUGUACGCACUGUUAACCAAUUGAAAUUACCACUCCAAUCUUUGGACUAUGACGAGAUGCAGAAACAUUACCCACACCUUAGAGGCCUACCAGUAGAGAGUUACUCCAAUGUUUCUCCAGGGAUUAUCAUCGGAAUAGAGCAUGUUCAUCUGUUAACCCAAUUGAAAAUCCGAGAAGGACGACAAGACGAGUAUAUGGAUAAUGUGAGUCUUCAUCAACAAAUUAGCAAAUUCUAUGGCAUAGAAGAAGCUAGUACAAACAACGUACACCAAUCAGAAGCAGACAAGUUAGCAGUAGAAAUUUUAAACAAAACCACGCAGCGCCUUAAGGACCGUUUUGAAACAGGUUUACCAUGGAGAUUUAAUCUACCGGACUUCCCGAAUAGUUUUGAAAUGGCGAGGAGUAGGAUGGUCUCAUUGGAGAAACGAUUGCAGAAAGAUCCCCAAUUGGAAUUGGCAGUAAAGCAGCAAGUGAGUAGCUAUCUGGAGAAAAAUUACGCUCAUAUCGCCACGGAGGAAGAAUUGAAUAAAACCGACCCCCGGCGAGUUUGGUAUUUGCCUCUCGGGGUUGUACAAAAUCCAAAAAAACCUGGAAAAGUAAGGCUUAUUUGGGACGCGGCAGCUCGAGUGAACAAAAUCUCUUUUAACGAUAUGCUACUGACAGGACCUGAUCUCUUGACUUCGUUGCCUUCUAUCCUGCUGAGAUUUCGGCAGAAAAAUAUCGCUGUGUGUGGCGACAUCAAAGAGAUGUUCCACCAAAUUCGCAUCCGUGCUCAAGAUAGUCAGUCACAACGUUUCUUGUAUCGUUCGAACCCCAAAGACCAGCCCCAAGUAUAUGUCAUGGAUGUGGUAACCUUCGGAGCGACCUGCUCCCCAUUUAUUUCUCAGUUUAUAAAGAAUAAAAACGCCACUGACCAUGCCGAAGAUUAUCCAGAGGCAGCCAAGGCAAUAAUCAAGGAUCAUUACAUGGAUGAUUAUUUGCAAAGCGUUGACACAAUUGAAGAAGCAGUAGCUCGAGUCCUAGAUGUAAAGUAUGUGCAAGCAAGAGGAGGCUUCGAAAUUCGAAAUUUUCUUUCCAACUCACCGGAAGUCUUGAUACAAAUCGGUGAACCCAGAUUACCUGAAAAGAAAUCAUUAAAUCUGGAACCAGGCAUCGAAGAGUCUGAUAGAGCCGAGCGGAUACUUGGAAUGAUGUGGUUACCUGCGUCCGAUCACCUAACGUUCAGCACUAGUUUACAUGAUGAAAUCUCGAAGUUCGUGGGAGGAGAGCUCAAACCUACCAAGCGUCAGGUACUACGGACAAUUAUGAGCAUUUUCGAUCCCCUUGGGCUCAUAGCCCAUUAUGUAGUCCAUGGAAAGAUUCUGAUGCAGGAGAUAUGGAAGCACGGGUCAGACUGGGAUGAACGAAUUCCGGAUGAGCUGUUUGAAAAAUGGAACCGCUGCUGUGAACUUUUGAAAAAUUUGGAUGUCGUGCGAGUUCCUCGUUGCUUCUUCAGUGGAAUGGUGAGUAACGAGUUUGAAAAUCUCCAGUUACAUAUGUUUGUGGAUGCCAGUGAAGCAGCGUAUGCGUGCGUUGCUUAUUUGAGGGUUCUGCAUCACGAUGUUCCUCGAUGCGCAUUUGUGGCGGCGAAAACCAAAGUUGCUCCCUUACGCCCUCUAUCCAUACCGCGCCUUGAACUCCAGGCUGCCCUUAAAGGCAGCAGAGAAAUGAAUAACAUUUGUUCGUCUUUGGAUCUCCAUAUAAAACAACGCUUUCUAUGGACCGAUUCACAAACCGUCCUUGCUUGGCUCCGUUCAGAUAGCAGAAAAUAUCACCAGUUUGUUAGCUACAGAGUAGGAGAAAUUUUAAGCACGACGACUAUUAGUGAAUGGCGUUAUAUUCCUUCGAAACUAAAUGUUGCUGAUAAGGCCACGAAAUGGGACAGCGGCCCUGAUUUCUCUCCGAACAACACCUGGUUUACAGGGCCUCAGUUUCUACUUGACCCAGAGUCAGAAUGGCCACAAGAUAAAAAAGUUAGUAAUACCAUCCAGGAUGUGAGAAUUCAUUUUCUGCACCAUUUUGAAGCGCCAACUUAUUUCAUCAUUGAUCCUUGUCGAUUUUCUCUCUGGAGCCGCUUAUUGAGAAGCACAACCUAUGUAAUAAGAGCAAGCAAUAAAUUCCGAAAGUCAGGCAAAUCCGGAAUCCUUACAUCGGAAGAAUUCCUAACAGCUGAGAACGUGCUUUGGCGACAAGUACAGGCCGAAAGUUUUCCAGCAGAAUAUGCGUCAUUGAAAUCGAAUCAAAAUUGCGUUGGUAAACACAGCGAACUGUACAAACUUUCUCCGUUUUUGGAUGACUACGGUGUAAUGAGAAUUGAUAGCAGAAUUAGAGAAGCCCCCACAGCUCCGUACAAUACUAAAUUUCCAAUAAUACUACCAAAAACUCAUCGAAUUACCUUUUUAUUGGUAGACAGUUUCCACCGCCGUUUUGUUCACGGAAAUGCUGAAACUAUUCUGAACGAAAUGCGUCAACAAUUUCAUGUAACUAGUCUUCGAUCAGUCAUUAAGAAAGUUGCGAAAAAUUGCCUUCUUUGUCGAAUUAAAGGUGCUUUGCCAAGACCGCCUAGAAUGGCUCCUCUGCCAAUGGUCCGCUUGACUCCUUAUAUCCGACCCUUUACCCAUACCGGCAUCGAUUAUUUUGGCCCAAUUUUAGUUAAACAAAAUCGUAGUCUCGUUAAACGUUGGGGAGUACUGUUCACUUGUUUGACAAUAAGGGCCGUUCACAUCGAAGUCGCUCACAGCCUUUCAUCAAACGCAUGUAUUCUAGCUAUAAGGCGAUUCAUAGCGCGAAGAGGAUCACCCACAUCGUUUUACUCUGAUCAGGGCACGAACUUUCGCGGGGCGAAAAACAUACUGCUUGAACAAAUUCAAAACAUCCAAACCGAUUGCGCAGCUACGUUCACAAACUCCAAUACACGCUGGAUUUUGAAUCCUCCAGCUACUCCACACAUGGGAGGUGCGUGGGAGCGCAUGGUCAGAUCCAUUAAAAGGGCCAUGGAAGGAAUUGCUGAUUACUGUCGAAACCCGUGUGAUGAAGUUUUAGAGACUGUUGUUCUCGAAGCAGAAGCCAUAGUCAACUCAAGACCCCUGACUUACAUUCCGAUCAGCUCAGAGACAGAUGAGGCAAUUACUCCGAAUCAUUUCCUGCUUUAUGGAGACAAGGGAAUUACCCAGCCUAUGAGCGAAACGAAAUCAGAAGGAAAUGUUCUUAGGGAUAGUUGGCAGCUGGCAAGUAAACUUGCAGAUGUUUUUUGGAGCAGAUGGAUCCAUGAAUAUCUACCAACCCUGACCAGACGAACAAAAUGGUUCGAACCAAUUAAACCUCUCAAACCAGGUGAUGUCGUUAUAUUGGUGGAUGAAAAAAGGCGGAAUGGGUGGACAAAAGGGUUAGUUCUGGAAGUUAUCAAAGGGAUAGAUAACCAAGUGCGGUGGGCGAAGAUAAAGACAUCAAUGGGAAUUACUGAAAAAUCAGUUGUAAACUUGGCGUUGUUAGACAUCAGAUCCGCUUCGCAGAACGAGGAGUAUCCAGCAUCGCCGACACUACACGGAGAGGGGGAUGUUGCGGGUACCCCUGGUAUUGGGCAACCUUAG